Guillardia theta CCMP2712 is the source of this 1464-nucleotide messenger RNA. RefSeq lists its product as hypothetical. The record is from RefSeq and is a predicted model, not a curated record. NCBI's taxonomy places the organism in Eukaryota, Cryptophyceae, Pyrenomonadales, Geminigeraceae. The transcript has 10 exons. Bases 1 to 1464 code for a protein of 487 amino acids.
AUGGUCUCAACAACAACAGUACAAUUUUCUUUCGCAGACAGCGCUGUCAUUCAAACAUCGACAUCGAACUACAAUAAAAACCUCGCAGCAUUCACCUGGCAGCAGGUCUGCGCCAGACGGAUGCCGUCAGUGCGAUCACGAGGGACAGUGACGUGCGGUCUUCGAGACAACAUCGCUCGCGGCAUUUCUCGUCGCCUCGACUCCUUCAAGAGCGUCACAAAGCGAUUGAAUCCCUUCGGGUCGUCGGACAAGGAAGCGGUCCGCCAGCAGUGGCAGGAGGGUCUUCAGUCCAGAAGGACCUCGGAGCCCCUUGUGAGCAAGCCGGUGGAGCAGAGCGAAGGCAGACAGAGUGUUCCCACGAUCAAAACCAACCCAGAAAGAUCGACAAAAACUCUGUCUGUUGCUGCUGAGAAGAACUUCGAUGUCCUCUCGAUCGAAGAUGACGAGACAGAGCGCAAAGCCAGGGAAGAAGCAGCAGCAGCAGACAUGGCGAGAAUUCUUGGCAAGAAGUUGAUGGCGCAAAGAGAGAAUGACCUCAAAGCUGCUGAAGCUGCUCGAAUCGAGGCGAAACAGCGAAUGGAACGUGUAAGAUUCCUCCAAAGGGAAGCGUCAAAAACGUUGGGCAAAGAUCAAGCGGAGGCUGUCUUUUCGGGAAUCAAGAGAAAUAACAACGGGACUACAAAUAUCUCAACCAUUCAAACUCCAUCAUCCACAGUAAAGCUCAGCAAAUUGAAUGUCUUUCGUGCCGUUAAGGAAUCAAACACGAAUACGGACAACGAGGAGGAAAACUUUUCUUCUUCUCCUUCUUACAGCAGUCCAAGCAGUCCCAGCGUCUUGAGAAGCACGCCCCUCUCUUCAAGUGCACAAGGUUGGUCGGAGCAGUCGGAAGAAGCGACGCAAGCAAAGCCGCGGGGUUCCUGGGGCCCUUCUAGAUACAUCACUCGGAGAUAUGAGAACCUCGACCCCAAAGCCGUGAAGGUACAAGGAAGACACCUCGGUCCUCGUGCAGACGAAGAGGAGGAGACGGCAGAAGGCGGAGAGACAUCUAAGAGUGACACUGAGAGCAUUGAAGACAAGGAGAAGACCAUUGAUAUGUCGGCGGCUCCUGCUCUGGAGGCAACUGCCCAAGAUCUCGUUCCUUCCGAUAUAGUGAAAACAGAGGAAAAAGACAUGACUGCUACUUCAGCCCGAACUCUUGCCAACUCGAUGAAUCGUCUGCAAUCUCAGAGCAAGCCACAGCAAUCGCGGUGGAAGGUUGUGGCUACCAAAGGCGUCGAUCUCCAUGCAGAUGCAGAGGGGACGGCAGACAUUGUGGGUCACCUCAAGAGUUACGCGCUCGUCACGGUGGAGCAAGAAAAGGAAGGCUGGCUCUACAUCCGAAGCCCGAUGAUUGGCUGGGCGAAAAUGAGGAACGAAAGGGGUUUACCGCAGUUCAUACGCCUGGGAAAAACACUGAAGGGAUAA